AUGGAGAAGGAUAAUGAAAAGAAGAGUCCUUGGGAAACACUUGAUUUUCGCCAACUCAAGCACACGAAUUCUCCGUUGUUCUCUACCGCCAUUUUCGCGGUCAUAAUCUUGCUCGUUGUCGCGGGAACAAUCCUCUCAAACGUGUCUCUAGAAUCAACUUUCUUUUGGGCUUCACCAACCUCUGAGGUAAUACAAAUUAACACAAUGGAGAGAAAAUCAUUGGCUCCUCUGAAGAACACUACAAGCAGAGACAGAAUCGCUUGGCUUCGUUCGCAUCUAACCGAAUUCGAGGUUUUCAAGUCAACUAACAUUUCAGAGCAGUUUCACAACAGAGUUCUUGAGUCUCUAGACGACAAAUGUGAGGUUAGAUUCUUCAUGACAUGGUUUUCACCAGCAGAUUUUUUCGGAAAGCGAGAACUUCUAGCUGUAGAAAGCGUCUUUAAAUCUCAUCCUCAAGGAUGCUUGAUGAUUGUAUCAGGAUCGAUGGAUUCUCAACAAGGAGAUAACAUCUUAAAACCGCUCCUUGAUCGCGGUUACAAGGUUUUCGCAGCCACACCAGACAUUUCAUUGCUUCUUGAAAACACACCGGCCAAAACUUGGUAUCAAGAAAUGAAAAGCUGCAGAAGAGAUCCAGGAAGGAUACCAUUAUCUCAGAAUCUUUCAAAUCUUGCAAGACUAGCGAUUCUAUACAAGUACGGAGGUGUUUACCUCGAUACCGAUUUCAUCGUCACUAGAAGCUUUAAAGGGUUGAAGAAUUCGAUAGGAGCACAAACAGUAGUGGAAGGAGAUUCAAAGAACUGGACAAGAUUAAACAACGCUGUUCUGAUCUUCGAGAAAGAUCAUCCGCUUGUUUACAGUUUCAUCGAAGAGUUUGCUUCGACUUUUGAUGGGAACAAAUGGGGACACAAUGGUCCUUACUUGGUAACCAGAGUAGUGAAGAGAGCACAAGAAACAAUUGGUAACAACUUCACAGUAUUGCCACCAGUAGCAUUUUAUCCAUUCAAUUGGAUAGACAUUCAAAGACUGUUUCAGACACCGAGGAGCAGUAAUGAUUCGACAUUACUCAAAGCCGAUCUGAUCAAGCUGAAGAAAGAAAGCUACGGGUUGCAUCUAUGGAACAAGAUCACUGGGAAACUUAAGAUCGGUAAGGGCAGUGUCAUAGACAUCAUAAUUUCAGAUCAUUGUGUUGUUUGCAAAGGAAUUCAAAGAUGA
Arabis nemorensis is the source of this 1212-nucleotide messenger RNA. Lineage: Eukaryota; Viridiplantae; Streptophyta; Magnoliopsida; Brassicales; Brassicaceae. The record is from the annotation of a GenBank genome assembly.